This is a messenger RNA of Trichoderma breve, 4746 nucleotides long. RefSeq names its product pyoverdine/dityrosine biosynthesis protein domain-containing protein. NCBI's taxonomy places the organism in Eukaryota, Fungi, Ascomycota, Sordariomycetes, Hypocreales, Hypocreaceae. The transcript has 8 exons. Bases 1 to 4746 code for a protein of 1581 amino acids. The record is from RefSeq and is a predicted model, not a curated record.
AUGGAGGCAAAGCCAAUAAGUGAUGAUGUUGCACGGAAUGUCGACAACUCCUUGACCAACACUUCUCAAACAGGCAGUACAGUUCAGGAGGUAUCUCGUCGCAUUUUGGACAUCAUUUUUGAGUAUGCUCUUAACAAGUUCGACGAUUCAAAAGAACGUUUGGAGAGAGGUGCGGGUAAUUUUAUGUCGAUUAUAGACAAAUUCGUCGCAUCGGAGACUCGGAUACAGACAUGCUUGCCGGCAUUCCCGUUCAAAUCCGCAAAUAAGGUUUACAAAGUCCUAGGCAGCUUGCCUGAUAAGGCUGAAGAGCUUGCAUUGGAUAGACUGAAUACAAUGUGUGUGCGUAUACAAGAGGUAUAUGCGUCUGGUGCUGAAGUUACAAUCAUAUCAGAUGGCAUUACAUAUAACGACUUGUUGUGUAUAUCUGAUCAAGAUACAUGGGCUUAUGGAGAGGCUCUACGAGAUAUGGCUACCGAAAAGAAGUUCAACUACAUCAACUUUGCUCGCAUGAAGGACUUACUCGAUUUUCCCGCGCCUGAAAAGAUGACUGAGAUCAUUUACGUUGCGAACUGUACCACCUUCCGCCGAUUGCUUCUUAAUCAGUACGGCCGGGCCGACCUGGAUAUCGACCAUGAGAUUGCCACAAAUCCUGACACAAAACUGACAUACCUCGGAUACAAAAGGUUCUUGGAGUCUGAUUUGAAGUACAUAUUCCCUCGAGGGGUAAAUCGAACUGCCAAUGAAUAUAAGAGGGAGUGCAAAUAUCUUGCUAAACAAAUGUUACUUCGAGGAGAUGCUUUUGCGCGUGCAAUCAAACAUGCCUUCCCCAAUCACUUACGACUUUCCAUCCACGAAUCAGUGGGUGUAAACAAGCUUUGGAUAUGUUUGCUCAACACCAAAACUGGCUACACGACCCCAUGGCAUUGCAGCGUCGCCAAAUUAGCCGAUGGAGAGUGGAUUAGCGCUCCUAUGGCUGAAUUUAGCAAAGAUGACAGACUGGAGCUCAUUUAUGAAGGUGGUAGGCCUAGUUACUUCAAAGAGAAGCCGUUGCAGCAAGGUGGACUCAACAUCGACGAGACAUCAGCAAGCUACCUCCAAGAAGCUAGGCGACGAAGCGCCAUCGAAUACUUCAGCGAAGCAUCCACGCCUACUCUGGUUUCCCCCCAUGCAGCCUCACACACAUCAAGCUUCCAGGACAUUGUUGCAGAGGACGGGUCUAAAAUUGCUCCAUUAUCGGGAGAUUUCGAACCUGCUCAAGUACCAUAUGGAAGAAGACUUCUCCCUCAAAUCAUAGACAAGGUAGCAGUUGUUGAGCCGGAACGUAUUGUUUUCUCUCUGGCAACACUGUCUGGUGAUUCACUCGAGUUUAAUCACAUAUCUGCUCGCAUUUUCAGCAAGGCCGUUGAUAAAACUGCUUGGUGGCUUAAUAGCCUGGUUGGCAAGCCUGAUUCUGUUCAGCCAGUUGGAUAUAUCGGACCUCAUGAUUUGCGAUACGUUUUGUUGACAUACGCCUGUGUCAAGGUUGGAUAUGCUACACUGUUCCUAUCGCCAAAAAAUAAUCUAGAGGGGGCGUUGGCAGUCCUUGAAUCAGUCAACUGCAACAUAUGGGUUAAUGCUGCAGACGUGCCCCUAGUUUCUUUGGUUAAUGACAUUCUUGAGAAACGCCCCAUGAAGCUUCUGCAGCUCCCUGAGGUCAACGAGUUGCUGACCAUUGGCACUGUCAAGCCUUUUCCGUAUACCAAAACGUUCGAGGAAGCCAUCAAUGAGCCUUUCUGCUACCUUCAUACUUCUGGAUCAACGGGAGUGCCUAAACCUAUCCCUUGGUCUCACGGUUUGAUUGGUACUAUGGACGCAGUGCGAUUACUACCCCCCGCUGAAGGUUAUGACGAUUUGCUUCCGUGGACAUCGGAUUGGAAGCCAGGCGAUACGAUAUAUUCAUCAUUCCCUAUGAGCCAUGGAGCCGGAAUUAUCAUGGAUAUCCUGAUGCCUGCUCUUUUCGACUUGCGGUGUAUCCUGGGACCCAGGGGUGUUCUUCCCAACGUCAACCUUGUAGAAACACUGGCAGAGAAUACCAAGAUUGACAUCUGGAGCAUGGUACCGUCUCUUGUGGACGAGCUGGGAGAAACACCCGAAGUGCUUUCCAAGUUGAGCCGGUCCAAAUUUAUUUGUGCAUCUGGCGGCCCUGUCAGCCCCAUCACCGCUGGAAAAGUAAAUGAUACAAUCAGAGUACUGAACCUAACGGGCACCACGGAGGGUCUAUUUAUUGGCAACCUCGUCACGUCGAGAGAAGAUUGGUUCUGGUUCUGCUUUCACCCCUACUCUGGUUUCGAAUUUAAGGAAAUCGAGGAGAAUACUUAUGAGCAUUGGGUGAAUCGAAACGAACAUUGGCCUCUCUUCCAAGGCAUAUUUCACACUUUCCCAGAGAAAGAGUCAAUUAACUUUAAGGAUUUAUAUGUGAGGCACCCAACGAAACCAAAUCUGUGGUCUUUUAAAGGGCGAAGCGAUGAUCUUGUCGUCCUGUCCAAUGGGUAUAAGAUAACGCCUUUGGAAACGGAAGCUUUCAUCGCCACACAUCCUGCCAUUGAGAGCUGCCUUAUUUUCGGAACUGGGAAACCCCAAGCAGGUCUACUGAUCGAGUUGAAAGACCCUUCCAUUAAAACUGACGAACUCAUUGACCAGCUUCUCAGGGACUUUGUCACCUUUUCAGAUCCUAAUGUGCCCUUUAUUCGUACAGAUAAGGGUACUGUAAAGAGAUCUGCUACACUAGCGCUCUACGCCGACUAUAUUGAGCGCUUUUACAGCUCUCGUAAUGACGAUAUUUGCUAUGGCUACCCUUUCGAUAUGGACUCGGUUGAGUCAGUUCAGAGCGGCAUUCGUGAAAUCCUCGCGUCUUCACUCCCAACAGCCCGAACAGCAUCCCCAGAUACGAACUUAUUUGAUCUUGGGCUGGACUCUCUGGGCGUUUUUGCAGCUAUCAGGGCGAUCCGAGCAGCUUCAGGCUUAGGUGAACAGAUUGCUCCUCGUCACGUCUAUGCCAAUCCAAGUAUUGCCAAUCUUGCUUCAGCUAUCUUACGUCUGGUAGCCGAAGAUAAGAGUGCGAUCGAAGCAAAGAGAUUUGAAAAGAGUACGGAAAGCGAUGUGGCCCAGUUGAAGGAUACCAUUGCCAAACACAAGGCGCGGCAAUCAUUUCGACUGAAUGCCUUCGACUAUGUCAAUCCUAACCACGGCAUGGGCUUGGUCUUCUAUUUCUCCCUACAUAAAGGUGUUAGUUACGACAAAGCCUUUGCCAACUUACAAGAAGGCCUCAAUCGUAUAUUCGACUUAAUCCCAGCCCUGAGUGGCAAGAUUAUGAACUCCUCUGAGCAAGAGAUUGGCUAUACUAGAGGAAAUCUUUGUGUUACUAUCCCGCCUGACUCCAUGGCAGCUUCUGUACGAAACCGUCUAGUAUACAAGGAUCUAUCUAAUAUUCUCCCAUCAUUCGACGAGCUCCGAGAUGCGGGCUUCCCACCGUCUGCUUUUACAGACGGCCUUGUCUUACGAGACGAUCCAUUCCCGAAGAUGCCCGCCGAUAUUUUUGUUGGCCAGGCCAACUUUGUCUCUGGCGGAUGUAUUCUAGCAGUUGACUUGAAUCAUUGCUGUCUCGAUGGUGUUGGAGCCAUGAUUGCUAUCAAAGCUUGGGCCGAAAACUGCAGAUAUUUGCAAGGCAACGAGGCAGCAACAUGUCAAUGGUAUGACCCCGAAAGCUUCAAUCACAGCUUGCCGGAGAUUAUUCAUCAGCAAGAGGGUUGGGAUCGACCACUUCAUGAAAUCGACCCAUCUACAUGGAGGUAUCUACCAUUCUUCCCCCCAGACGAUGAUAAAAGCCACACUGGUAUCUUGGCUACAGAGGAGACGGCGAAAAUGGGCAAAGACGACAAUCUCCUUCCCACGCAAGGUUCAAAAGAAACAGUUCUCUCGCCGCAGCUCAACUUCACUCUCCAUCCUAUUUGGCCAUUACCUCGCGCUGAAAGAACCUUGAAAACAACUUUAUUUUUAAUUCCACCCGAAAAGUUGGAAGAGUUGAAACAGGACAGCCUCCCUGAUGCCAAGGCUAAGGGGGUGACAUGUUCUAUUAGCGAUAUUGUGCAAGCGUUCUUCUGGCGCAGUGCCAUCAAGGCGCGGUAUCGCGUGGCUACAGAAAUCCGCAAAGAGACCUUCGGACCUGACGAUAUCUCCAUUCUCGAGUUACCUACUGAUGGUCGCCCUUAUUUUUCCUCUCUGUUGCCUUCGACAUACAUGGGCAGCUUACUCAUCUUGAAUCGGUCCAGUAUGUCAGUCGAGACACUCUGUUCUCCGAAGACCAGUAUAGGAGACGUUGCGUAUCUGCUUCGUCAAUCUGCUAAGAGCAUUACACCCUCGGUUGUUCAUGAUGCAUUUUCAAUUUUGCAAUCGCUUCCAGACCAUUCAAGGUUCUCAACCGCCAAUAUGGGCCUUGAACAUAUGCACGCCAUGAUCUCCAACAUGAUGCUAUUCCAGACUAGUGAGAUCUGCUUUGGAGACCAAUUCUUCGCCAAUGGAGGCUCCCCAGAGUCUAUGCGGCCACAACUUGAGCGGGGAAAUGGACGGUUUAGAUUCUUGGUCAUCUUUCCGAUGAAACAAGAUGGAGGUGUGGAACUGGUCAUGGGUACUCACCCUGAGGAACUGGAAAUGUUGAUGAACGAUGAGGAGUUUACAAAAUAUGCCACUCUUGUAGGUUCCAGUCAUUAA